Messenger RNA from Trematosphaeria pertusa, 1150 nucleotides. RefSeq names its product kinase-like protein. Gene Ontology annotation, biological process: protein phosphorylation. Bases 152 to 946 code for a protein of 264 amino acids. Gene Ontology annotation, cellular component: cytoplasm. The record is from RefSeq and is a predicted model, not a curated record. Gene Ontology annotation, molecular function: ATP binding; protein serine/threonine kinase activity. The transcript has a single exon. Lineage: Eukaryota; Fungi; Ascomycota; Dothideomycetes; Pleosporales; Trematosphaeriaceae.
CGCUGAUUGGCCCGGCCAUGUUAGCCCUUUUAAAACACAGCCUCCUGUGCGCACGGCCAAAAAUUAUACCCAACGCCCAAAUCGCCGUUCUUCAAGCGCACGGCAAGCUUCCACGACUUCACCAAUAUCUUCAGACUAUUCUACCUUUACCAUGGACGAAAUAGGAGGAACUGUUAGUUAUUACCAGGUUUACUGUCCUCCCGGCGUAAAGCGAUUCCUUGCGACGGGAAGCAGCGCAUUUAUUGGGGAGGUAGACGAUUCAACCGUCUUGAAAUAUCCUCGUGCCCCAGGAGAAGAUAUGACCCGCCUGGAAGUAGAGGGCAAGCUUCUUGAGGUCGUUGGGCAACAUGAGCGGAUUAUAGGGUUCAAGAGCUUCUCCAAGGCCGGCCUCUACCUGGAACGGGCCGUGAACGGAACCGUCGCCUACUACCUGCUGGAGUCUAACAAACCGGCCCCUUCGCUUAAGCUGCGCCUAGCUUGGUGCCGCGAGACUGCUGAGGCAGUCGCGUGGGUUCAUGGCCGCCGCAUAAUUCACUGCGACAUCCAGCCUACUAACCUCCUUCUCGAUGAGGCCUUCCACAUCAAGCUUUCCGAUUUCCAGGGCAAGCAAUUAUCAGAGACCGGCGAUGUGCUGCUAGACGGCUGGAGCGGCGAACCCUGCAGGUUCUACUGCCCCCGCGACGAUCCUUGCGAUGCGGACGUAAAAACGGAUCUCUUCGCGCUAGGCUGCACUAUCUACUUUAUUAUGAUGGGGCAUGCGGUGUUCCCUGACAUUGUCGACGGCGAAGAGGGAUGGCAUAGGAAAGUAAGGGAGAGAUUUGUGAGCAAGCAGUUUCCACAAGACGAACAUGCUUGCAGCGCUAUUACGUUGAAGUGCUGGCAGAAGGAAUAUGAAGCUGCUGAGGACGUGGUUCGGGAUAUCGAGGCGCUAGAAAGGGCGACGUGAUUUUGAAGCAGGGUGACAAGCAUGGUAGCUUGAAGGGAUGAAAGAAACGACUGGGGCCAGGCGAUGCUUAGGAGUGUGGACUGAGAUAUGAGCCAAGAGGCGCGGAAUUUGGGCACUUCUAUACGUUCUCCAGCUGGAGCAAGAUCUCACUCCAUGAUCUGCUGCAAAUCACGGGCUCUGGGGAUUGUCCCGACACAUGGGAUG